GGGAUUAGAACUGGCAACCAUAUGGGAUCCUGGUGCAUUCAAGGCAAGGACUUCAGUGACUAGGCUACCGCGCCGGGCCCCAAACUCUUGCUUUAUGAAUGUAAAAUCUCUAGGCUGGUAUAAGAUCACCACAGUGUUCAGCCAUGCCCGGAUGAUGGGUCUCUGUGUGGAUUGCUCCACUGUGCUGUGUCAGCUCAUGGGAGGGAAGGCCCAGCUCACAGAAGGCUGUUCCUUUAGAAUAAAGCAACACUAAUGACCCAUGCUAAUUUCUGGAUUCGUGUUUUCUCACAGAAAGCCUUAUCAUAAGUUCAGAUAUUCUGGUGAAUCUACAAAGAUAAUGU
Ochotona princeps (American pika) is the source of this 341-nucleotide messenger RNA. RefSeq names its product small ribosomal subunit protein eS27-like. NCBI's taxonomy places the organism in Eukaryota, Metazoa, Chordata, Mammalia, Lagomorpha, Ochotonidae. The coding region runs from base 95 to 253 and encodes 52 amino acids. Gene Ontology annotation, biological process: ribosomal small subunit assembly; translation. Gene Ontology annotation, cellular component: cytosolic small ribosomal subunit; ribosome. The record is from RefSeq and is a predicted model, not a curated record. The transcript has a single exon. Gene Ontology annotation, molecular function: RNA binding; structural constituent of ribosome.